CCCAGACUGCUUACACAUCCAUCACAUCGCUGGCCCUCCUCCACCCCCCCCAAAGAGACCGCUCGCCUUUCCCAUCUCCGCAUCGGCACCGGCCAGCAGCAGCACCGCCCCCACCUCCCCUUCCACCCGACUCCGAAACACGGCGUCGGCAAAGCGACUGGAGGGAAGAGAGAGAGAGAGAUACAGAGAACCCGUUAUCAACGCCAUUGCUGCCCGCCCUCUCUCGAAAGCAUGGAACCAAGCGCUCCUAUCUCGGCCGGCGGGGAGGAUCUUCAUCAUCCUCCUCCCUACAUGCAUCUUACACCCGAUGGGACCCUCAAUUGAACAAAAAACGACCAACCAAUCCCCCCCCCCUCCCCGUCCCCGGAGAACGGUAGCCGGGAAGCCGUCACGCAAUGCCGGGACCAGUAUUCGUAUCGUGUGAACGCGCGCGACCGCCGCGCACACAUACAAAACAAAUGACGUCUUCCUUCGGUGACCAGCCAAAGCUCUCCCUCCUCUCCUCUCCCCUCCUCUCUCUUUCUCGCGUGACCCUUUCUUCCUCUCCUCUCGUUUCCCCUUGCCUUGGCCAUUGAGAACGAGGGCCGAACGGUUAAGUCCGAAUAGCUUCACAACCCCGCCCCUCUCCCAAUUGAAGCCCGGCAGCUCAGCCCAGGCCAAAACUCACCCCCACGAUGCGCUCCCAGCACCUCCUCCUCGCCCUCUUCUCAGCCGCCUCUUCCCCCCUCGCAUCCGCCACCUCCCCCUUCUAUACCGAUAACGAGCAGCUGCGGCAACGCCCCAUCGUGGAUGCCGCCUCCGACUUCAAAUGCGACCUCCCGCCCCCCGUGACCCCUUCCGACGGCCUCCCCUCCGCCGCCGACCUCUUCUCCUCCCCGGACGCUGUCCGUAAGCAGGUCGAGCGCCACGCCGCCCUCGUCCGCGUGCCCUCCAUCUGCUACGACGACCUCGGCGAUUUUGACAAGGAUGACCGCUGGCGCGUCUUUUACGACCUGCACGACGUCCUGAAGAAGACAUACCCGGUCUUCCACGCCCGCGCAGAGCUCGUCAAGGUAAACACCUUCGGCCUCGUCUACACCCUCCGCGGCACCGACCCCUCCCUUAAGCCCAUCCUCCUCGCUGCCCACCAGGACGUCGUCCCCGUCGCCGACGCCGCCACCUGGACCUACCCGCCCUUCUCCGCCCACUUCGACGGCGAGUGGAUGUGGGGCCGCGGCGUCUCGGACGACAAGAACUCCUUUACCGCCCUCCUUUCCGCUCUCGAGACCCUCCUCUCCCAGCCGGCGGCCCCAGGAAGUGCCUCCUCCUCCUCCUCCGCCGCCGGCAGCGGCGGUCAGUGGGCCCCGACCCGUACCAUCAUCCUCGCCUCCGGCUUCGACGAGGAGUGCUCCGGCGCCCGCGGCGCGGGUCACAUCGCCGUCCACCUCCAGCGCCUCUGGGGCAACGACAGUAUGGCCCUCGUCCUCGACGAGGGCGGCAUGGGCCUGCAGCUCCUCGACGACGGUCGCACCCUUUACGCCCUGCCUGCCGUCACCGAAAAGGGCCACGUCGACAUCUGGCUCGACCUGCACGUCACCGGCGGCCACUCGUCCGUCCCCUUCCCCCACACCGGCAUCGGCAUCGUCUCCGAGAUGGUCGUCGCCCUCGAGUCCCACCCCUACAGCCCCAAGCUCACUACGGCGUCGCCCCUCUACGAGCACAUGGUCUGCCAGGCCCGCUACUCGCCCGACGCCCAGCCGCGCGUGACUGAGUUGCUCGAGAGCGGCGACCUCGACGCCCUCGCCGCUGAGCUCGUCGCCAUCGACCGCCCGACGCACUACCGCCUGCAGACCUCCCAGAGCGUCGACUACUUCCAGGCCGGCCAGAAGAUCAACGCCAUGCCCGAGAAGAUCCGCGUCGGCGUCAACUACCGCGUCGCCCCGCAGAACAGCAUCCCCGAGAUCCAGCACAACGUCGUCGCCUACGUCAGCGGCAUCGCCGAGAAGUACGGCAUCACCGUCAAGGCCUUCGAGGGCGACGACGACUACAAGGAGUACGCGCGGCGGCACGUGACGAGCGACCUCGGGCGCAUCGAGAAGCCCUACGACGCCGUGAAGCCCCUGUAUGACGUCGACUACAACGGCACCCUGUACCUGAGCCGCACCCAGGCGACGCUGCCCGCGCCCCUUUCGCCGACCAAGGGCCCCAUCUGGGACCUCUUUUCCGGUACGCUGCAGUCCAGCUUCGCCUUCGACGGAGGCAAAGUCGUACCCGUCGGCGAACUCAUGACCGGCAACACCGACACGAGACACUACCUGAACCUCACGCCCAACGUCUACCGUUUCGUGCCCAUCCGGAACGGCGCCACCAUCAACGCCCACACCAUUGAUGAGAGAAUCAAAAUCAGCGCACACAUGGAGAUCCUGAGGUUUUACUACGAUCUGAUCCGCAACUUUGACGCCGCCAAGGUCUAAAGCAAUGACACCGAAAUUCAUUUUCCAU
Colletotrichum destructivum is the source of this 2481-nucleotide messenger RNA. Its product is annotated as Putative peptidase M20, bacterial exopeptidase dimerization domain, peptidase M20A. The record is from RefSeq and is a predicted model, not a curated record. Bases 675 to 2453 code for a protein of 592 amino acids. Gene Ontology annotation, cellular component: fungal-type vacuole lumen. Gene Ontology annotation, molecular function: metallocarboxypeptidase activity. The transcript has 3 exons. Lineage: Eukaryota; Fungi; Ascomycota; Sordariomycetes; Glomerellales; Glomerellaceae.